Capsella rubella is the source of this 984-nucleotide messenger RNA. RefSeq lists its product as uncharacterized. The transcript has 6 exons. NCBI's taxonomy places the organism in Eukaryota, Viridiplantae, Streptophyta, Magnoliopsida, Brassicales, Brassicaceae. The record is from RefSeq and is a predicted model, not a curated record. Gene Ontology annotation, cellular component: cytosol. The coding region runs from base 77 to 865 and encodes 262 amino acids.
AUGUUAUCCAUCUUCAACCUUAGCUACCCCUGUUGUUACAAAUCUCUUACAAAAAAUUAAGAAAACAAAGUUGAGAAUGGAUUCGUCUAAGGGAAGCUCAGCUGCUAGUAUACAGAAGAUUGUGAUUCCCAACAGCAACAACGAGAAGCUGGUCGGUCUGCUUCAUGAAACUGGUUCUACUGAAGUUGUGGUCUUGUGCCAUGGUUUCCUAUCAAACAAGAAUGAUCCAGUCACCAAAAAUAUUGCUGCUGCUUUAGAAAAAGAAGGGAUCAGUGCUUACCGUUUUGAUUUCUCUGGGAAUGGAGAGAGUGAAGGCAGUUUCUAUUUUGGUAACUACAACUAUGAAGCUGAUGAUCUACGUUCUGUUAUCCAAUACUUUACCAACAUGAACCGUGUGGUUCCUAUAAUUCUCGGCCACAGUAAAGGAGGUGAUGUGGUCCUUGUCUAUGCCUCGAGGUUUCAUGAUAUCCGCAAUGUGAUCAAUCUCUCCGGAUAUUCUGAUCUCAAGAGAAGCUUAGUAAUGCGUCUUGGUGAAAAUUAUUUGGAAAGAAUUACGCAACAGGGUUACAUCGAUGCUGAAGAAUAUAAUAUCAAGUAUCGUGUUACUAAGGAGAGCUUAAUGGAAAGGCUAAACACUGAUAUGCAUGAAGUUUGCCUCAAGAUUGACAAAGAAUGCAGGGUCUUGACGGUUCAUGGAUCAGCUGACGAAAUAAUACCCUGGGAAGACGCCAAGGAGUUUGAGAAGAUCAUACACAACCACAAGCUGGAGAUUCUGGAAGGAGCUGAUCAUUGUUAUACCAAACAUCUAAGUCAACUAGUUACAACAGUUAUGGAGUUCAUAAAGACAGUCAUUGUCAACCACUAGUUUUCGUUUGUUUGUUUUUCUCUUUUGACUAAUGUUCAUGAUGCAUAAUACUGCUAUAAACACCACCAGGCGGUGACUGAAUGAUUUGCCCCGUAUGAUGGGUCUAGAAUCAUGGAACA